Filobasidium floriforme is the source of this 1965-nucleotide messenger RNA. RefSeq names its product putative phosphoglucomutase. Gene Ontology annotation, molecular function: magnesium ion binding; phosphoglucomutase activity. Gene Ontology annotation, biological process: carbohydrate metabolic process. The record is from RefSeq and is a predicted model, not a curated record. NCBI's taxonomy places the organism in Eukaryota, Fungi, Basidiomycota, Tremellomycetes, Filobasidiales, Filobasidiaceae. The transcript is spliced from 10 exons. Gene Ontology annotation, cellular component: cytosol. The coding region runs from base 105 to 1799 and encodes 564 amino acids.
CUUUGCUCCUGAAUAGACAAGGUACAACCUUUGUCCAUUUCGACUCGAUCCCCGCAAUCCAUCCACUCGACAUUUCUAAGCACGAGUAAACACAAAAGCACAAGAUGUCAAACUACGAAACCAAAGAAGUCAAGACCAAGGUCUACGAUGGCCAGAAGCCCGGUACCUCGGGUCUCCGAAAGAGGGUCAAGGUGUUCCAGCAAGAGCACUACACUGAGAACUUUAUCCAGUCUACCUUGACUGCCAUGCCUGGUGGUCCCAAGGGAAAGACCCUCGUCGUCGGAGGUGACGGGAGGUACUUUUCCCCCGAGGCCGUCCAGAAGAUCAUCCGUCUAGCUGCCGGUAACGGCGUCGCCUCGCUGAUCAUCGGCCAGAACACGAUCCUCUCCACCCCUGCCGUCUCCGCCUUGAUCAGGUCGAGAAAGACCGACGGUGGGAUCCUCCUCACCGCCUCCCACAACCCCGGUGGGCCGGAGAACGAUUUCGGGAUCAAGUUCAACUGUGAUAACGGUGGACCUGCACCGGAGGAGGUCACCAACAGGAUUUACGAGUUGACCAAGAAGAUUGACGUUUACCACCAGAUGGACUUGCCCGACUUCGACUUGGGCAAGAUCGGCAAGUUCACCCACGGACCCCUGAACAUCGAGGUCGUCGACCAGGUCGAGGACUACAUCAACCUGCUCAAGGGCAUCUUCGACUUUGACAAGAUCAAGGCCUACCUGCACGGCCCCGCCAAGCCUACCGUCCUCUUUGACGCGCUCAGCGGAGUCACUGGACCUUACGGCAAGGCCAUCUUCAUCGACCUCCUCGGUUUGGGCGAAGAUUCCGUACAGAACUGUGACCCCAAGCCCGAUUUCGGCGGACACCACCCCGAUCCGAACUUGACGUACGCUCACGAGCUCGUCGAGGUCGUCGAAAAGAAGAACAUCGUCUUUGGGGCCGCUUCCGACGGUGAUGGGGACAGGAACAUGAUCUACGGAGCCGGCGCUUUCGUCACCCCCUCGGACUCGGUCGCCAUCAUCGCUGAUUGGGCCGAAAAGGCCAUUCCUUACUUUAGCAAGGCCAACGGUGGGAUCAAGGGUCUCGCCAGGAGUAUGCCUACUAGCGGAGCUAUCGACUUGGUCGCCAAGGAGAAGGGCUUCGAGGUGUUCGAGGUGCCUACCGGUUGGAAGUUCUUUGGCAACUUGAUGGACGCCGGACGUCUUUCCAUCUGCGGAGAAGAGUCGUUCGGAACUGGUUCCGACCACAUCCGAGAGAAGGACGGUCUCUGGGCCGUUGUCGCCUGGUUGUCCAUCUUGGCUGCUGCCAACGAGGAGGAACAGGGCCAGACCAUCAAGGAGGUCUUGCAGAAGCACUACCAGAAGUACGGAAGGAGCUUCUUCUCCAGGUACGACUACGAGGAGAUCGAGACCGGUGCCGACAAGGUCAUGGACACCCUCCGAGACCUCUUUGCCGACAAGUCUUUCGUCGGCUCCGAUUUGAGCGCGACCUCGAGCUCGACCACCUUCAAGGUCAAGGAGGCCGGCGACUUUAGCUACACCGACCCCAUCGACCACUCGGUGUCGAAGAACCAGGGCUUGUACAUCAAGUUCGAGGAUGGUAGCAGGAUCAUCUUCCGAUUGAGCGGGACGGGAAGCCAGGGCGCGACCGUCAGGCUCUACGUGGAAAAGUACAGCAAGAACCCGGAAGAGUACCCUAUGGAGACCGCCAAGGGACUCCAACCCCUGAUCGAGGUGGCCUUGAAGAUCAGCCGACUGGAAGCGUUGACCGGACGAAAGGAGCCUACCGUCAUCACGUAAACCUGCGAGGGCCAUGAUUAUUGAUACGAGGGGGACUACGUUUGUGGCAGUUUGAAAGAUGAUCGGAAUAAUUGGCCAAAUUUAUGAAAUGACAUGUCAUGUUCUGCUUCAGCUUGGUCAAUGUCGUAUCUUCGGCCCAUCUACAAUGCAGACAACCGCAUCGAUC